Tarenaya hassleriana is the source of this 887-nucleotide messenger RNA. Its product is annotated as calcyclin-binding protein. NCBI's taxonomy places the organism in Eukaryota, Viridiplantae, Streptophyta, Magnoliopsida, Brassicales, Cleomaceae. The transcript is spliced from 5 exons. The record is from RefSeq and is a predicted model, not a curated record. Gene Ontology annotation, molecular function: S100 protein binding; tubulin binding; ubiquitin protein ligase binding. Bases 81 to 734 code for a protein of 217 amino acids.
CACACUCGGCUGUCGCAACCGUUUUCCAGAUUCAUCGGCCACGUGAAUUCGUCAGCUUCGCGGAGAGAGAGAGAGAGUCCAUGGCGGAGGAAGUGGCACUUGAUUUAGAAGAACUCAGGCAUCUUCAGACCAUUGCCAAGAGGUCCCGAGUUCUCGAUCUUAUCAGUUCCGAGAUUCGCAGCUUGGAGAAGCUAAAAGAAUCAGCGAGUGGUUUAAGCGCAGCAGCAGAAGCUCCUAAACCGAUUUCUUCUUCGGUUAAGGCUAUAAACCCAUCAGUGAACUAUGCACCACUUGCUUCCUUCAGUUGGGAUCAGGAUAAUGAGAAAGUAAAGAUAUACAUUUCUCUGGAAGGGGUUGAUCAGGACAAAGUGAAAGCAGAGUUCACGCCGAUGUCUUUCGACGUCAAAAUCCACGAUGUCCAAGGGAAGAAUUACCGGUCUGCCGUCCCGAAGUUGAACAAAGAGAUCGUGCCCGAGAAAUGCAAAGUCCUUGUAAAGCCGAGCAGGGUCGUAGUCACGAUGUUCAAGGCCUCGAAAGGCAACUGGCUAGACUUACACCACAAAGAGGAUAAGAUGAAACCGAGCUUGGAGAAAGAGAGGGAUCCAAUGGCUGGAAUCAUGGACCUAAUGAGGAACAUGUACGAGGAAGGGGACGAGGAUAUGAAGCGGACAAUAGCGAAAGCUUGGUCGGAGGCAAGAUCUGGCAAAACAGCUGAUCCUCUCAAGGGACUGUGAGUGAUGAUGGAUGAAUGAAUUCACAUCCGUUUUCGCUUCUGCUUCUGUAAGUUUUUUUUUUCUUUUCAAAAUUCUUCUUUCUUUUUUUUUUGGUGUAAAAUUUUGGACCCACAAUUAAGAUUGAGCAUCGGAAUCUAUGUUUUAAAUCAUAUA